AUGGAUUCGUUGGUGAUUACCGGUCGACUACGGAAUCGGUUUCUGGAAGCCGCGACCUUGCUACACGCCUUAGACCCCGUCCGUGGGGAACCCACGACUCAUGGCCUCGAGAUUGAUGGAGCUUUGCAAGAAAGAGAACGCUUUCUCAAACGGAAAUUUUUAGAUUCUUUCGCUCUGCUAUGCGCUCCUUCGAAAGGUGGCGACUCUGUAUCGGCAGCGUGCAUGGAAGAAGGGCAGCCGGAGGGUACGGUCGUACGGCUCGCAAGCAACUGUGGGGUGAAGCCUGCAGUUUUGGCUCAAUUGCAGCUAAUUGUUAACGAUCUAAAUCAAAUCGCAUGCGGAGAAUCAGCGAGAGAGAAAGAAGCCGAUAUUUUAUCCAAGAUCGUUCAUUUGGACAUCUCGCGCCUUCGGGAAUACGUUAAUUAUAUUCGCAGCCAUCAAACUGUGCUCCCUCAUUCACGCCUCAAAAUCCAAGAACAGGUUCUCAAGAUUAUCCCGGAUCUAUCUCAAUCUGCUAUGGAGGCAUUCCUUGAAUGGCUCGGCAGCAUGUUACAGAUGGAUGGGCUAGAGGCGACCCCGGAAACCGAGAUUAUAAUUCGAUAUCUCAAGCUAGCUCAGAACGCCAGGCAUAACUACUUGGAGCCUCUGAAAGCCUUAUUCUCCAUGGAGGGCUUCCACUGGCAAAAAUGGUCCUCAUCAGUCUUCAAGCUAGGGCGCUAUGGAGUUGCAUCGAAAGCUCUAAGCCAGCUUGCAGCUGAGGCACCCCACCUCUUUAACCCUAUGACAGUGCACGCUGUCACCGCACCUGGUAAGGUACCCGUUCAGCGGCAGCAGGUAUCUCUGUCCCGUACUCUACGACGGAUAGCCGGGGCCACUGCAGACCAAUACCUUUCUCGUCUUGCUGGCAUCUGGGCAGGAUCUGAUCCCGAACAAUCCUUCCACCAACAAUGCCCCGACGCCCUUGCGGUUCAUGCCGAGUUACAAUUAGCGGCCUUUUAUGACCUUCAUCCAGAGCACCGGCCAUCUUUCCGAUUUAUCGGAGUGAGCAAAAAAUCUUGCUACUUAUGCGAUAGGUUCCUUGCAGUUUAUCCGCAAUCAAUGAGCACUUCCGCUUGCCAUCAGAAGCUUUACCUGUCCUGGAUUCCCCCGCCGACUUCCAGCCCCCAGGUAUACGCUACAUAUAAAACACUGGUGCUUAAGUUGACUCAGGUGAUGGAGGCUACGAUCCGUCAAGAGCUGAUUCAUCGACUGGGAGGUCCACGGCGACAGGUUCCACCGGACUCUACCUGUGGCGUAUCGCUUUCCGGUCUAACCGAACGUAGCACUAUUCCGGUCGUAUCUGGUGCUCUGCUAAGCUCGCAAACUUGUCUGGAGCCAAUGCCCCCGCAAUUCAACAAACGCGCAGAAAAUGUACACGGCUCACUAGAAAUCCUCGAACCCAUGUGUGUCCUACCCAGGUCCGCCAGUUCCUUACCAGCGGCCACACUAUCCGGGCCGGAUAGUAACAUGGCCCUCUCUCGCGACGGCGAAUGGGCUACGAAAAACGAGAUUCAAAGUCCAUUCAAUGAUAUAGUAGCCCAUUUCAAAAGGGCUGAUGAUGUUUCCAAGCAGGAUAUUAUCCAAAUAUCUGAUGUUAUUGAUCCUGAAACUCACACCCCAUCAUGGGCGAAGCUAGUGAAGAUUCUAGAAACCGAGUCGGACAACGAUAUCGGACUUCGUUUCAAAAAGGACACGGAUCUCAUGACUCUUAACGGACAGAUUCCUAUGGGUAACCAAAGGCAGCUCAUGGCAUGCCUUCAAUACGUGCAGAAUUCAGGUAAACUUAACCUUGAGAUUCUUCAAACGAAAGCUAGAAGAAUGACGAUGAAACAGCGAAAGGAGGGCAAGCUACUGCUAUUUGGGAAAUCCAACGAUGAGAUGAAAGAUGGCGCCAGAAUUUUUAAUGCAGUUCUCUUUCUCUUGUAUCACUCAGGACUUUCAAGUGGAGGACAUGGUCUGUCAUCCGGGCGGCAUACGGGGAGCGUUGUUUGCAAAACGAGAGGCGGGUUUAGACAAAUGGGAAAAGGAGGAGGACGCGAAAAGGGUGACGCAAGAUGA
This is a messenger RNA of Coccidioides immitis RS, 2097 nucleotides long. RefSeq lists its product as uncharacterized. The transcript has 3 exons. Bases 1 to 2097 code for a protein of 698 amino acids. NCBI's taxonomy places the organism in Eukaryota, Fungi, Ascomycota, Eurotiomycetes, Onygenales, Onygenaceae. The record is from RefSeq and is a predicted model, not a curated record.